Molecule: messenger RNA, 1755 nt
Organism: Misgurnus anguillicaudatus (oriental weatherfish)
Lineage: Eukaryota; Metazoa; Chordata; Actinopteri; Cypriniformes; Cobitidae
Product: protein rapunzel-like
Source: RefSeq, a predicted model, not a curated record
UCAGAUGGGUUAAAGAUUCCUCCCGUAUAGCUGAAGGGUGUGUCAAGAUUACAUAAGACACGUGAUCAGAAGUUUUACUAAACACAGAUCAGCACGAGUUUUCCUUCAUUCUUUGCCAUUUGUAAUCGAUUCAAGAUAUUUUUGGCAAACAAACUUUUGAAGGAUGACCGAACAACUACAGACAUUUUUUUCAGAGAAUAAGGAUGCUGUGGAGGCUGUGAUUAAAGUAUUUGAGCAGAAUGCCGAAGUGAUAGCCAGCGUCGUUGGCGAUAUUUUCCCUGUUUUCUCCAUCGUGGCUACUUUUGUAAAGCUGGCACUGGAUAAAGUGGAGAGCAAAGAAGCCCGGUACAUGACAGAACAGUUUCAGAAGGUACGAGAUCGCCUCGAAGCCGUUUCUGAAGAGAUCCAGCUGAUCAAUAACGAGAUCAAGAAAAGCGGGAUAGAUGAUAAAUACUUCUCUGUGGAGGAGAACCUGCUCAACCAGUUUCGCAAAUUUAUGGAGGUCCUCAAUGCCAAACCUGAAUACAUAGAAGUCAGAAAGAAGACCUUCCUGGAGCACUUCAAGAAGACAGGUGGUGACAAAAACCUCCACACACUGUAUAACGCGGUAACAGGAGAUAAUUUCUCUAGAGAGUCCGUGCUGGAGAUCACGCUAAACUAUGAGCAGAAAAGCCGCAGACCGGUGGAGGAAUUUUGUGCUAUGCUGAAGCAACUGUUUUGCAUCGGUUUGAUAGCUUUACUGGGACACGCAAGUCUGGAAGGCUAUGGUGAAGAAGAGAAGUUGCUUCAAGAGUGGGGUGAGAAGAUGAAAGUGGUCCAGUCUAAAAUAAACGUUGUUAUUGAAGACUGCAUCAACAGCUUUCCCACUCAGGCUGAGCUGGACUCCAAACGUAUCGUGAGAGAUCACAGCGACAAAAGCAACCAGCAGCUGGCUGACAUGUUAAUCGAACAUUUGAAAAAGAAAUAUGACUGGGUGUGCUGGUCAGUCCGUGUCUUUAACUCUCCUACGGGCCUGCUAACCAACAAGAAAGACUUUCAUGGUUUGACAGGAAAGAGUCGAUUUCAGGUGCCGACAUCUGAUGAGAAUUUAAACGUUGUGAUCUCGUACAGCACCUCACCUGAACCUGUACGUAAAGACCAGAUACAGAAUCUGAUCUUGGAACAGAAGAGGCCCACCAUGACCGCGAUGGCUGAACAGCUUUUCGAGACGAUGCCUCUUUGUGUGGUUCAUACAGUCAAGAGCUCAUGUAAAGAUCUGGGCUUCUCCUGCAGCUUCUCUGAUGAGCUGCACUACUAUGAAAAGUUCAAGAAAUUCUGUGUAUUUCUUCAUUCUGCCUAAAGCUGUCAGAAAACAAUAAUGCCAUACACAUGAUUUUUGUAUUUUGAUUGCAUAUAAAAUUUCCAUCCAUUUGGAUUACAUACUUUUAAUCUAAAAAAAACAAAUAAACUUUAUAUGAAAGACAUUUGUCAGUUAUAUAUAUAUAAAUGAAACCAGUAUGAAUAAAAUGUAUGUAAUAAUUUUACUUAAUCCAAUGUGUUUUAAAUGCAUAAGAAAUUGUAUUAUGGAUUCUUUAUUAAUAAACCCAUUCACUUAAAAUGCAUUACAUUUUGGUAUUUUAUUCAUGAACCAUAUUUAAACAUUUAUGUAUGUAUUCCUCCCCCAUUCACCCUCCUAAAUCACAAUAUGCUAUAACAACAUAACACAAAAAAAAAGAAUAGCCAGACCACUUUUUUAAAGGAGCCAUGGCAUUAAAA